Messenger RNA from Paramisgurnus dabryanus, 2230 nucleotides. Its product is annotated as catechol O-methyltransferase-like. Gene Ontology annotation, molecular function: catechol O-methyltransferase activity. NCBI's taxonomy places the organism in Eukaryota, Metazoa, Chordata, Actinopteri, Cypriniformes, Cobitidae. Gene Ontology annotation, biological process: developmental process; catecholamine catabolic process; dopamine metabolic process. The record is from RefSeq and is a predicted model, not a curated record.
GAGCCACCGAGCGCCCCCUGGAGGGAAGUAUGUAAGAGAGUAACACUGCCAUUAAGAAAUGUUGUGUACCUUUAAGGUAGCUUGCUCACUUCCGUAAUGAAUUUCUUUAAAGCAUGACAGCUCCUUUAAAAAGUACUCAAGCACAGUUCAUGUGCAAGACACGUUUUUAUGUUUUAUGUGCACUUUAGUGUCAGGUGGAUCAGACAGCAUGUAACAAAUGUGUGUGGCAGGUCAACAGUCAGUCACUCUCCCUAUCACACACAGUCACAUACACACAAUCUUCAAGUCAGCGGGUGAUCGAUUGUCAGGGAUGUCGCUGCUGGUGGUCUCUCUGCCUCUCCUCCCAGCUGUGAUUAUGAUGACGAUUCGGUUCUGCCCCCCUCUGUUGGCCGUGUGUUAUCGAGUGUAUGCUGGCAUACUGAAACUCUCACACAAAAAUGUCUGUGUCACCUCCACCCAUGCUUAUGUGUUCUCCAACUGCACCCAUGGACAGGCCCAGAGUGUCCUGAUGACCUUUGACCUCUAUUCCACCACACACCCCUCUCUUAACAUUGGCCCAAAGAAAGGUGAGCUUCUAGAUGAAAUUGUAAAGCGUGAAGCUCCGUUGAGGGUUCUGGAGUUGGGUAUGCACUGUGGCUAUGCUUCGGUUCGAAUUCUGCGCCUCCUCCCUCCAUCUGGAAAACUGCUGACCGUAGAGAUAAAUCCUCUGACGGCUGAUAAAGGAGAGGAGAUCAUACUAAUGGCGGGCUUCAAAAUCCCACAGUUUCAGGUUCUGACAUGCUCCUCUGCUGAGGCCAUUUCUGCUUUGUCCUCUUACCUCGGGGACAGUCGCCUGGACCUGGUCCUAAUGGAUCAUGACCCUGAACAGUAUCUUACAAACCUGUUGGCCUUACAAAGAGGAAAGCUGCUGUCCAGCUCCUGUGUUGUGUUGAUCAAUAGAGCUGUAACAUCUGGAGCUAAACAUCUGCUGGAGUACGUGAGAGACAGACCUCAGAGCUACAGCAUCGGCAAACACAUCGAGGGAUUGAUGGAGUUACAGUGUCAUACGACUGGAGAUAUUGAAUAGUAUUAAUGCUAGAAGUUUGAUGUUUGUGUAAAAAACAUUGUGUUUCUUAAUAUAAACAUUUACAUUGUAUGUGUUUUAUAAUUAUUUAUUAUGUCAGUGAAAUUAAACCCAAAAUUAAAGAAAGCAGCAAAGCCCUAACGUGUCUUAAGAGUUCUAUUGCCUGGUGUGCAAAUGGUUAUGUCUUAUCCUAGAUGAUUCAUUUACUUUCCUCAAAUGAAAACUGUCAAGACCAUGAUGUAUGUGUUUAGUUUUGUUUCUAGUGAUGAUCCUAAGUGUAUUUGUUUAUGCUCAAGCCACGCUGGUAAAGUUGAUCAGCUUGGCCAUCUGCAUUUUCUGGAUCAGAUUCGUCUCAUAUUGAUAAGGUAGUAAAGCAGUAUAUCAACUCCUGUUGGGGGCUGAUCUUCCAAAUAUGGUAAGGAGCAUCACUUGCUUUUUUAGAACGAUGAGCUUUUUUACAAAUCGAUGCGUUUCAGAAAGGCAGGGCAUAGUGGAACAACAAUAAUGUACAAUGUGUAAGAAAUAACUGACGAUGGGCCGUUGAAUUAUUUAAAAAUAAUGCACACCCAAUGUGGCAAUUACACCAUAGAUGUGCAUUAUUUUUAAAUAUGCAAAGGUCCGGAGUCAAUUAUUCCACUUAUACCACGGUUACCACAAGCAUUGCUCUGGUGGUUAUUUCAAGACAUUUGACAGGUCAGGUGUGUGCAUACCUGUGCAAUAUCUCAUCAAAAUAAAGAAUUCAAUAAGUGGAAAAAAAUGUGUUUUUGAGCUAUAAACCAUGCAAACACUUGUAUUACACCAAUUACACAACAUUACAUAGUUUUAGCAAUGUAAUACGGGCUCUUUAAUCUCAAAUAUCAACUCAGAUGUGAGCGUUAAUACUUCAAAUCAACCAGACAGAUACAGAGAUGAAGGGGAAAACAGCAAGCAAGAGACGAAGUGUUGUUGAAUAAAAUGAAAAAUUAUUUAUAAAAUAAUCUCAGUAUAUUUAAUAUAGAAUGAUAAAAUAAGAAUACAAGUAGAUACAUUUUUUUAAUGGAUUUUGUUUUUCUUCAUAAUAAAAACCCUUAUUUAAAAACUGUAUGUUGUGUUUACUUGUUAUCUUUCACUAAUAUUUAAAUUUGUAUGAUGAAUUUAAAUGUGUGUGUGUGUGUGUGUGUGUGUGUG